AUGCCGUCCCUCACUGACAGUGGGGAGAGUGCUUUAGACUCCAGCAACGAUGAUACAAGUAUAAAGGCCCGCGGGACAUCCAUAUCAGAAGCUCUUACUAACAGCCCAAAGACUAACAAAGCAAGCAUCAUCUCCCGCAUGGCAAGGAUGGGACAAGCGACUCUACCCCUGAAGGGGGCCAUUGUGUAUAACCCCAGUGACUCUGAAGAGACAGAGGAGGAGCUGAGUGGCCCUGGAGAUACUGCUCCAUCUGUGGUCAGCAAGGCACCCAUCAAGAUGCGCCAGUCAAAGUCACAGCCUGCAUCAUCUGCUCAGAAUGUAAUGAUGUCAGGUGGGAUGUUGCCUCAGCAAUUGGCCGUGUACCAGCCCACUCCUGUCUCUCUGCAGCCACACCAGUUCAUGAGAGCAGAUGGUUCAGUGACAUAUAUACAGUCACAGGGUCAGCUCUACCCGCUGGUGGCCCAGCAAGCAGUUGGUUCCCAACAGGUGUUCCCCAUGCCCCCUACUGCUGUAAACACACCACCAGCCAUUUCCUCGCCUGACUCCCACCUGUCAGUGUUCGUAGCUGAAACACGAACCCACAACUCUGAGGUCCGCAUGGGAAUGUCCAAGGUGGCAGACAAGGUGGAUCAGGUGUUGAUGAAGCUGGAGGGCAUGCGGCACUCGUUGCCAACUAUGAGUGGCCUUAUGGAGCCAUCAACUCUGUUGCUAAGCAUUCAGAAGCUUGUCAGUGAGAAUGAGCAGCUACGGGCAGAGCUGAAGGUGAAACUUAGUGCCAACCUGAGUGAAGCUGUUUCUCGUGCUAGCUCAUUAGAACUCCAGGUUGCUAGUGCAGGUGAAGCAGGACAGGGGCUGAGUGAGGAGGUAUCAGCCAUGUCGUCACAGCUGAAGCAGCAGCAGUUGGAGCUUGAGAAUAGCAAGCAGAUUGUGCAAGAACAGGAACAGCUGAUGCAGUCUUACAGCAAGUCAGUUGCAGACCUGCAGGCUAUCAAAGACGAACUUGAGAAGAAGUUGCUAGAGUCCAGGCAACAGUUACAGGAAGAGGUACAUGGCCAUGAGCUUCAGAUGAACGAGCUUACCAAGUCUUACCAGGCAGAGAUCACAGAACUCAGGAAGGAUCUGGAAUCUCAACAGCAGACUUGGAGCAAUGAGGUGCACACCCUGGAGCAGGAGAACACAGCACUGAGGGACAGAGUGAGAGGAUUGCAGCCUCAUGGUUCGUCUGGUCCAGCUGUCCCCAAUGUGAUGGCGGAAGUGAAGAAAGUGAUGAACCUGGUGUACCACACAUUGCAACCUCAGUUUGUGCCAGAGGCAUCGUAUGAUGGCUUAAAAAUCAGACAGACACUUAUGGCUACUUUGCGGGAUGUAACACUGAAAUAUAUUGAGAUAAAGUCAUCAACAUCAGAGCAUCCUACUGAUACUGCACACGGUAGACACGCCCCAGCAGUUACCCCACAAGUCGUUGAUGCCCGCGUUGAGCCCGCGGCGGUCACCGUUGCCUCCGAAACAGGAAACGGAGUGAGUACGGUAGAAAGCAGCAGUGCAGACAGACUUUCAGCACGAGAGGAAUCUAACAGUGUGAGCAAGCCCAUACAAAAUCCAGAAUUGGGGAUAGCAGCAUCUUGCUUGGCUGAAACCAUAAGUGACGGACAGGAGAAAAAAGGAAAUGAUACUGAAGAACUGAAGAGAGGGAGUUUGGUGGAAAAACAGGCUGACUCAGAUGCUCAGAAACAAGAUUGUGCUGGAGAGGCAACCACUCCAGCUGAAGCAGCAGCAGCAGCAGCAAUGAUAGGUGGUGGUGACAUCACUGGUCCAGCAGAAGAUGGUAAAGAGAAGGACAGACACUCACAAGAAUCUUCUUUGGAAAGUAGUUGGAGACCACAGCCACCCCCACCACCACUGUUUGAUGACGAUGACGACGAUGAUGACUGGCUUAGCUAAAGGUGAUGGAUAUCAAAGUAGCAGAAAAACUGGACUACAUUAAUUUGAUUGUGGUGUUUUCACUUUGUGAGGAAACUUGAACUUGUCCUGUCUUAUUUCUUUUUUGUUUCCUAUGUGUGUUCUGUGGAUCGGUGGUAACAGUUACGUAGUUUUCUUCCUGAAAGAUGGUGUUUGUUUAUAUCAUUGAAGGAUAAUUUCGUGUAAUAUACACAUGUCAUACAGCCAAGCUCGUGGGCCUAAUUGAGGGAAGUUAAACUUCUUUUGAUAAAUUAAUUCACCAAUUUUUGUCCUAAGGCUUGGAAAAUUAAACGAUUGAAAUCAAUAUUAUGAAAAUAAAUGUUACAAAAUAUCUCGAUAGAAGAAUGCCAGAAAGAGUGGAGUUAAGAAUUGACAAAUUGCGUACUUGAACGACACAAACAUAGAAUGUCGUAAUGUUGGAAACGUAAAAAUAGAUUGUUAAGCAAUUGGCAGAAUUAAUUCUUGACACAGUUUUACAAUUCAGGCGUUUUUAACUUAAUUACUUCAAGGGAACUCUAAAUAAGCAGACGUUCUUUAAUCAUCGUUUAGCUUUCGGUUAUAUCCGAGAGUCGUUAAACGAUACAGCUAUAUAUCUGUUAUAGACGUCCACAUGUGAAUCUAAGGUAAGGAAAAAUGUUGCCUGUAUUCACCAAUAAGCAAAAUUUCAGAAUUAAGAAGUGCUAACUACAAUUUGGUAAAAAUAUAAUUAAUUGAAUUAAACUGAAGAUUCAUAGGAAAUGUCAAAGUUCCUUCAUCGUUGUUCAGGGCUACAGUUUGUUCCACACGUCGUCAUUGACGUGCAUCUACGCGUUUCAUACGAGAAAAUAAAGUAAAGUUACUUUAAUGUCA
Messenger RNA from Zootermopsis nevadensis, 2808 nucleotides. Lineage: Eukaryota; Metazoa; Arthropoda; Insecta; Blattodea; Termopsidae. The record is from RefSeq and is a predicted model, not a curated record.